Messenger RNA from Dovyalis caffra, 345 nucleotides. NCBI's taxonomy places the organism in Eukaryota, Viridiplantae, Streptophyta, Magnoliopsida, Malpighiales, Salicaceae. The record is from the annotation of a GenBank genome assembly.
AUGAUCGUGACCGUGACUCGUGAGUCCGUGAGGCGUGACUCAGUGAGAGAUGAGAGUGAGACCGAGUCGAGAGAGACAGAGAGCGAGAUCCGAGUGAGGAGUGACUUAAGCGAGGACCGAGAGAGUGAGAGAGGAUGCGAUCACACACGCGGACGCCGGACGCCUAGACGCAGCCGAGCCGGUGACGCUAAGGAGUUAGGCGACGGAUCCUCAACAGCAAACCAUAUAGUGUACCCAAAAGCUGACAUAUCUCUGCAGCGUGCUUUAUGGACGAACAAAAUCAUAGAGGAGGGGAAGGCUGAGGCUGCAGGGAAGACGGUGGGAAGGGAAGUUGAUCGUGAUCAU